AUGCGAAAAGAGCGCGACUUGACUCGGAAGUUUGAAGGUCGAGUGGCCGAGCUGGUUGCGGAAUGCAAGAGUCUUGAGGCAAAUUACAACGAACUUGGGGAGUCCAAGAAGGAUGUCGAAUCGGAACUCUUGUUCGCUAAAAAGGAAAAGGAAGGAAGUGAUUCCAAGUUGCAGGCUUUACGCGCCGUCACUGAGGGGGAACUUAAAAAUUUGCGAACCGAACUAGCUCGAGAAAGACUCCGCUGGGCGAAGGAGAUCCUGCCACAGAAUCUGAGUGUGAUCAUGCGGGAAGUAGAGUUCCUCUAUGACCAAAGUCAACGCGAUGUAGCACAAGUUAGAGGCUUGCGGAGAAUCAUUGCGUUGGUGGGACGAUACCUGGGGCAGCUUCUUCCGAAAGGCACAGUCGACUUGCGAGUAUUCGUUAGCAAUGAUGAUGUGGAUGAAGGAGGUGCCAUAUGGCGAGCGAUUCAUUGCGCAUUUGGCGGUUUGGAGAAUAUCAAGCUCGCAAGUGAGGAGAAGGAAACAAGACUGGCGAAAAUGGAAGAGACGAUGGAGUCUAUGCUACAGUAA
Molecule: messenger RNA, 570 nt
Organism: Perkinsus marinus ATCC 50983
Lineage: Eukaryota; Perkinsozoa; Perkinsida; Perkinsidae
Exons: 1
Coding region: 1-570 (189 amino acids)
Source: RefSeq, a predicted model, not a curated record